Molecule: messenger RNA, 1242 nt
Organism: Prorocentrum cordatum
Lineage: Eukaryota; Dinophyceae; Prorocentrales; Prorocentraceae
Source: the annotation of a GenBank genome assembly
AGGCAGACCGCCCACUGCACGGCGGCCCAGUGCCUGGCCAGUGUAGGCCAUGGUCGUGCUGGAGUGCGGCACAGUUGGCUCUCAGGAGGGUGUUGGCAGGGUCCCGGACUACCUCUUCCGCUGCAGCUACUGCAUCAAGCUGAUCGCGGAAGACUGCGCGGUUUACAUGCGGCACGACCAGUGUUACUGCAGUCCGAUGUGCCGGGACAAGGGCAUGUCCAGGUUGUACACGAGCCUCAAGGAGUCGCAGUUGUCGGAAGCUCGGCGGAUGUCGUCAGGCUCGCUGGCCGCCCACAGCCGGGUGAAGUCGGACACCUCGCUCAGCGCCUCGCUCGCGUCGCGGACGGACACCCUCAAGACGCACGACACGGAGCACAUCAGAGGAGGCGUCGUGCGCGGCCUGCUGUCGUGGCUGGGGCAGAAAUUCGUGGACGCGAUGCUCCAGCGGGUGGCCUCCCGUGCCUGGGGCACGCAGGCCCUCAGGACCUACUCCUCGGGGAUGCUCUGGGGGCGCGAGUUUACAAAGCACCACUCGUCAGCGCAGCUGCUCUUCAAUUAUCUGCCCGAGGUAGACCACCUCAUCAAGAAGAGCGACUCCUGCUUCUCGGAGAGGUCCGACCUGUCGCCGAUAUCCGUAGAGGUGCAAUGAGGGCGCCGCCGCCCGCUAGAUUGUUCCUACCCUCCGCUCGGUGUCCUGCUCGACGGGCUGGUGAUUCAGCGACGGGCAGCUAACACUGACCCAAUCUUGGCCGCCCUGGCUGCCGCCGUUGCGCGGCGUAGCAGGCGCCUCGCCGUUGUCCCGGUGGGCUCGUUCAAAGGCGGGCCGCUCGCCGGGACGGUGGUCUCUGUGUGCGCGGCUGCUCCAGCGAGUCUGCAGGCUCAUGGCAUAACGCUUCUGCUUUAGUUCAUCGGCGCAAGUUGCAGCUCUAGCUGGCAUGUGCAGUUUUCACUCGACGUGACGCUGAACGGCCGCCCCCUCCUCUGCUCCUGCUCCUUCCCUCGCUGCUGUUGCUCCUUGUUCGUCUUGGUGGUUUCCCUUUUCGCUCCCUGCCCCUCGCUCCUCUCAUGCGCAGUGGUUGAUCGAUUAGUCACGGUGAAGGCCAGGCUUGUCCUCUGUUUGAAUCGCUUUCAACUUUAAGUCCAUGCAACAGGGCCUUGCGCAGUUUCAGCGCACAGGCUUGCUGACCAGGGCUGCCUCUGUGCUUGUCAACUGUCAACGGCCGUCCUAGCAUGGGCAAGGGU